Messenger RNA from Hypoxylon fragiforme, 1525 nucleotides. Its product is annotated as alpha-ketoglutarate-dependent sulfonate dioxygenase. The transcript has a single exon. NCBI's taxonomy places the organism in Eukaryota, Fungi, Ascomycota, Sordariomycetes, Xylariales, Hypoxylaceae. Bases 229 to 1233 code for a protein of 334 amino acids. Gene Ontology annotation, cellular component: cytoplasm. The record is from RefSeq and is a predicted model, not a curated record. Gene Ontology annotation, molecular function: 2-oxoglutarate-dependent dioxygenase activity.
CCAUCGGCCAACCGCAACCUCAAUGAGCUGAGCUAUCUAUCCAUUGAUUCACAGCCAUGUCUUUGAUAGGUGGGGGGGUUCGCGCACGUCAUAUUAGUCUCCAACUCCCAUUUAUAAACUGAAUCAUAUAUAAAUAUCAAUCAGUCAGGCAUACUUACCUAUACACACUAUGCUUUCUGGUGAUGUGAAGAAGUCUAAAGGUCUCACUGGAAGAAUAUCAAUCACAAUAUGUCGGCCGGUCUUGAGUCGCUGAAGCACAUUUCUAAGGACUCAGGGUUCCCAGUUACCCUUCACCCUCACUUCUCACCCAAGAUCAAGGAUCAUGUCCCUCCGGACCCAAUCAGAGAAGAGAUAGUCCCCGAUAAAGAUCGAGCUUCAUUCGCAGACCCAGAGAAGAAGGCGUUGUUUGAAGUCGCCAAGAGGGUUGACUUGACAGAAUCAAUCGGUACUGUACUGGAGAAUGUUCAACUCUCACAUCUGAGCCCCCAACAGUUAGACGAGCUUGCCUCACUGGUUAAUGAGCGUGGCGUGGUCUUCUUCCGAGGCCAAGACUUGACGACUGAGCAACAGGUGAAGCUCUUCGAACAUUAUGGCACCUUAGACCGGCACCCCGCCCAGAAGGACGUCAGACAUGUGGUGAUUCGAGGCAGCCGGGAGGACCAUCGCGAGAUUCUCAAGUAUACGCCAUGGCCGUCCGGAGACUUUCACGCUGAUACCUCGUUUGAAAUCAACCCGCCAUCUUACUCGCUACUGCGGAUGGAAGAGCACCCGCCAGUCGGAGGAGACACGGCGUGGGUUUCUGGGUACGGCCUCUACGACGCGCUAAGCGACGCGAUGAAAAAGUUCGUCGAGGGUCUGCACGCAGUGCAUACUUCGCGGCUGCAGUAUGACACUAUCCUGGACCUAUGGGGAGUAGGUCCGAACCGUCCCCCUAUCGACUCACACCAUCCAGCCGUCAGGACUCAUCCCGUGACAGGGCUCAAAUCGCUGAAUGUGAAUCCGGGUUUCGUCACGGGGUUUGCCGAGUUGAAGAAAUAUGAGUCGGAUAAGCUGCUGGACUUCUUCACGUACCACAUCCAUUCCGCUGACGACCACUCGGUCCGGUGGAAGUGGGAUGUGGGGAGCGUGGCGAUGUGGGAUAAUAGGUGUGUGCUGCACCGUGUCAUUCCUGGGUCGUACGAAGCACCUAGAAGAGGAAUUCGUACAACGGUUUUUGGAGAAAAACGUAAGUGAUUGCUAAUUUUCAGCUUGGCUUCAUUUUGAGUUUUGCGUCUAACAUCAUACAGCUUAUUUCGAUCCGGCCAGUGAGGGUAGAGCUGAGAGAGAGCGGAGGCUCAAGUCGGUGGUGACAAAUGAUACCUAGUAUAAGUAAUCAAAUUAGUACACCAGCUUAAGUAUAUACCAGGCGCGAUUAUAUGAGGACAAUUGGCCAUUAAUGAGUCGCUUGGAUUACGAGGAAGCUAAAUAACUUUAUCAAUGCCAAUCUCUUUUGUGAGUAGUGCCACUUCAUUGGUGAUUACGAAAA